GCUGACCCUCUGCUGUGCUCGCCCCAGCCUUGGCCCCUCUCCGGCACCUCCACACCAGGGGCUCACUCCUGCCUGGCCAAAACCAACGCGUCCUUCCUGCAGCUAAACAGUGGCGAUCUAUUCCAAACCCAGCUAUGAAUAGCAGGGGCGGGGGGAGCAGGGAGCAUGCCGGGUGGAAGGCGCAGAGCUGGGAGGUGGCUGGGCUGGCGGAGGUGGGACAUUUGCAAUUAAAAGAAAGGUGGCAGCUCAGAAAGCCAGCAUGAUCGCAUCCCCUGGGUAGCUAUACCUACUUUGCCUUUUAUAAAAAACAAGCCUUGAUUGUAAAAAGAAUAUUGCUACUCUGUCUAGAUCAAGGCAGUUUUAUGUUAGUGCUAUAAGCAGAAAAAGAGGAAGGGGGUGUCUGCUCCAAGCCAGCUCCCCACGAGUGACCCUGUGCUCCUGCCGAGCCCCUCGCAGGUCCUUCCAAACCUCCCUCACGGAGUUUAGAUAACCAGGGUAAAAGCUCUUUCCAAGUGGAGGCCUGCUAUCUGUGACCCUCACUUUUCAUUCUAAAUAUUUCUUUUCUCCUUCUUCUGCUCUCUUCCUCGUUUAUAACCGGUAAAAUCACGGUCUGAGAGCAAGAGACGGUGAGACCUGCCCCGCUAGGUCACAGCAACAGCCCCUAUGGCACCCAGUGCUGGUGCUCUCCACCAUGAGGCUGCCCUGGGGUCUCCUCCUGCUGGCAGCAGCCCUGGCGCUGGGGGGCAGGGCUGCCACCCGCUGCCCCGCGCCCUGUGUCUGCGACAAUCUCCGUGCCCACGUCCUCUGCCUCAAUGGGAACCUGACAGCCAUCCCCAGCACCAUCCCGCAGCUCACCAAAAAACUGGACCUUUGGGGCAACAGCUUCACAGUCAUCCCGGUGGGAGCCUUCCUUGCCACCCCCUACCUCACACACUUGGACCUGCAGCGCUGCAAGGUGGAGAGGCUGGAGGAAGGGGCUUUUCGGGGGCUGGGGAGGCUGGUCUACCUCAACCUGGCCUCCAACAGCAUAGCCCUCCUCUACCAGGAGUCCCUGGAUGGGCUGUCCUCCCUCCAGCAGCUCAUCCUGGAGGGGAACCGUAUUGAGGAGAUCCAGCCAGGUGCUUUUGGGCAUCUGGGGUCCCUCACUGUCCUUGACCUGAGGGCGAAUGCCUUGGUCUACCUCCCAGACAUGGUCUUCCAGGGUCUGCAGGUCCUCAGGUGGCUCCGGCUGUCCCACAAUGCCCUCCACGUGCUGAGCAGCGAGGCCUUCACCGCCCUGCCUACCCUGCGCAGGCUGAGCCUGGACCAUAAUGAGCUGCAGGCACUGCCUGGUGAGGCCCUGGCCAGGCUGGAUGGGACCACCCAGCUGGACCUGGGCCACAACCCCAUCACCUACAUGCCUGAGGAAGCCCUGGCCAUGGCCUCCCUGAAGCACCUCUUCCUGGACCAUGCUGCCCUCCAGGACGUGGCGCCCAAUGCCUUUGCCCGCAGCCCCCAGCUGCGCACGCUGGACCUCCGCGAAAACCAGCUGCGGGGAUUGCCACCUCUGGCCGGGAUCAGGGGGCUGGUGAGGGUCAGCCUGGCUGGGAACCCCCUGCUCUGCUCCUGCCUCCUGCGCCCCUUUCACCACUGGCUGGUGAGGGCACGGGUGCAGGUGGAAGGGGCCUGCGCUGCACCCCCCACCCUCUGUGGCCGGCCCCUUGACUCCCUGAGGCCCACGGAGAUGCGAUGCAGCCGGCCCUGGCUGCCUCCCAGCCCUGCUGCACCUUCACAGCAGCCAAAGUUGGCUGGCAGUGGGCAGUGCCCCCAGGGGUGCACCUGCUCCCCUGAUUUCCGGCACGGGUCCUGCGAGAACAGGGACCUGCGGGAGAUCCCCCGGGGCUUCCCCGGGGACACCCGCCUCCUUGACCUGCGCCGAAACGCCUUUGGGACGGUGCCACCGGGUGCCUUCCCUGGCCUGAAGGAGCUGGUGUCCCUCCACCUGCAGAGCUGCAGCAUUGGGGUGCUGCGUCCCGGGGCGCUGCGGGGGCUGGAGAGCCUGGUCUACCUCUACCUCACCGACAACCGUCUCUCCACCUUGGUGGCCACCGCCUUCGAGGGGGCCCCGCGGCUGGCCUACCUUGACCUGGACCGCAAUGCCUUCACUCACCUGCCCACGGGUGCCUUCCAGCUCCUGCCCAACCUCAUGUCCCUCCACCUGCAGCACAACGCCAUCGGGGAGCUGGCGGAGGGCGACCUGGCUGGGGCCAGAGGGCUGCGCUGGCUCUACCUUGCUGGGAAUGCCAUUGGGCACAUCGCCCCUGCUGCCCUGGCUCCUGCCAAGUUGCUGGAGAAGCUGCACCUGGAGGGAAACCGCCUGGUGGAGGUGCCCACCCCAGCCCUGAGGGGCCUGCCUGCCCUGAGCGAGCUGAAGCUCUCCCAAAAUCCCAUCAAGCGCGUGGGGGACAGUGCCUUCCUGCUGCUUGCCUCCAGCCUGCAGCACCUUUACCUGGACAACAUGGGCCUGGAGCAGAUUUCCCCCAGUGCCUUCACUGGCCUUGGUCCCAAGAUCAGAAGCCUCUACCUGGAGAGCAACAAAAUGAGCAACAUCCCCGACAUGAGCAACUUCACGGGGCUGGAGAUCCUCAACCUGCGGGAUGUGCCUUUCCACUGCGACUGCCAGCUCCUUCCCCUGCGCAGGUGGAUCGACAAACUCAACCUCCGUGUAGGGGCCACCUGUGGGUCCCCUGCAGAAGCCCGGGGCUUGAAGGUGAAGCUUUCCACCACUUUCCAAACCUGCCCUGACUGGGGCCGAGGCAAGGCUGGGGGAGCCAGUCCUGAUAAGACCAAGGCUGUGAGCAAGCUCAGCAAGAAAAAGAGAUCGGGAAAAUCACCAGCCAGAGGCUUCAAGAAGAGCAGAGCUUAGGAAGGAGGUGGAGGAUGCAACUGGUGAGAGAGUUUUGCUGGAUUUGUCGCCACCACGGUGACAUGGAUAUUGCACAAGGUGCAAAGGAGAGCGCCUGGUGCCACCGGAGCGAUGCCAAUUUGCCAAAGAUGCUGCAUUUGUUUUUGCAGGGCACAAAGGCGCAUUACCCUGGAAAGAACUAGCACAAAAAGCUUCCGUAGAGUUUGCAGCGCACUUUGAUGACUCGAACAACAAAGGCAAAUACUUGCCUUUUUCUUCCCACGGUUCUCUUCAGCCACGCAGAAAAGCUGGAAUCCACAAGUUUGGUUUUGUUUUUAAGAGCGCGGCGCAGGACUGCAAACAGCACCCACGCAAGAUCCUGCACUGGCUCAUAUCUUAAGAGCAGGAAACUUAAAAAUUAUCAUCAGUGAAAACAUUGCCCAAAUGCCCAGCAGCUCCUCAGAAUUAAAAUGUAAGCAAUCAAAAGCUUUCUGUUUCCUGCAAAACUUGAUCCCACAUCCCACUCAUAAGUGACGUACCCAACCUAUUCCCCAUGGCAGCCCAGGUUGGGCCCCCCCUAGCCCCAGGGGGAACACAAGGCGAUUAGUCUUUUUAUAGUCAGAGGUUGGUUUGAGUUGGGAAGGCUUUAAAAGGUAAAUGCUUCUGGCUGCUAAAUGACCAUGUGGGGCAUGGAACUGUUACAGAAAAAAAACAAAUUUGGGAAUUACCAUCC
Egretta garzetta (little egret) is the source of this 3617-nucleotide messenger RNA. It is a transcript of the gene CHADL, whose product is annotated as chondroadherin like. The coding region runs from base 692 to 2905 and encodes 737 amino acids. The record is from RefSeq and is a predicted model, not a curated record. Gene Ontology annotation, molecular function: protein binding. NCBI's taxonomy places the organism in Eukaryota, Metazoa, Chordata, Aves, Pelecaniformes, Ardeidae. The transcript is spliced from 5 exons. Gene Ontology annotation, cellular component: plasma membrane.